AUGGGGACCAGAGAUGUUGAUCUUUUGUUACAGAAAUUGACACUUGAAGAAAAAGUGUCUCUGUUGUCUGGUGUUGAUAUGUGGCACGUUCCACCUAUUCCAAGGUUGGGUAUAGGCUCUAUUAAGACAACUGAUGGACCAUCUGGAGCACGCGGCAAGUUCAUCGUCGAUGGCCCCAAAGCUGCAUUUAUGCCCGGUCCAGUAUGCCAAGGAGCUACAUGGUCCCGAGAUCGAAUUUACAAGCUGGGUCGCCUGCUGUGUCGUGAAGCUAAAAGCAAAUCUGCCCAUGUCCUUCUUGCUCCCACAAUUUGUUGUGCCAGAAACCCUUUGGGUGGGCGCAAUUUCGAGUGCUUUGGCGAAGACCCAUUUCUGAGCGGAAAGCUUGCGCAAAACUACGUCAAUGGUGUACAGGAAACCGGCGAGGUUGCAGCGACUGCGAAACACUUCGUUGCAAAUGAGCAAGAAUACCUCCGAUUCAGUAUUGAUGCUCAGAUCUCCGAGGAGGCACUGCGAGAAAUCUAUCUCCGUCCAUUUGAGAUGAUUGUCAGGAUGGCAUCGCCGCCUCACUGUUUGAUGACAUCUUAUAAUAAAGUGAAUGGCCAACACAUGGACAGUAAUACACCCAUAAUCAAGAAUAUUCUCCGGGAUGAAUGGGGUUAUAAAGGUUUGUUAAUGAGCGAUUGGGGUGGAACAAACUCAACCGUUGAAAGUCUACUCGCUGGUCUUGACCUAGAAAUGCCAGGCCCGCCCGAAAAGCGCGGGAAACGAUUAUUGCAGGCCCUUAGGUCUACCCCAAGUGACGAUAUCUUGGUGGCAGUCAACAACUCAGUCCGACGGAUCUUGCUGUUAGCUGAGAAGUUUCACUUGCUGGGCUUGAGUUCGGAUCAGGUAGAUCAGACACGAGAUAGCCCAGAAGUAUCCUCUACGGCCCCUGAGGACAUACAACUAAUGCGAGAGAUUGCCGCUACCGGGAUCGUUUUGCUCAAGAAUACACAGCAAGCACUGCCUCUAAAAGCCGAGGACAUCCACGGAAAACAGAUUGCUUUCGUGGGACCGAAUGCUUUGAAUGGAUCUCCGGGUGGUGGUGGCUCGGCAAGCAUGAAUCCUCAGUAUCUCAGUCAACCAAUGCAGUCUUUCCAAACUGUUACUGCUGAGCGCGAUAUCAAUGUGACUGUCAAGUAUGCUCUUGGUGCAUACUCACAAAAAUGGCUGCCAUUGCUCUCCAAUCAACAGUGGGGGACAAAUUCGUCUGCGAAUUCAGACAGUAAAUCUCUUGUUCGUGUUGAAUUCUUCGCUACAAAUAAUCUCACGGGACCUGUGAUCGAGAUACAAUACCGUGAUAGCUCCAACAUCGAUAUUUCUGACACCUGUCCUCUUGAUUUCCAAGUUGAUCCUGUCCCGCCUUAUUCCUAUCGCGUUACAUCAACUUUGGUUCCUACAAAUACUGGAGAACAUUCAUUCAGCUUAAGCAGUGUUGGAGGAUCAAGGUUGUUGAUAGAUGGACAGCUGGUUAUCGAUAACUCACGCUGGACAGAGGCUGGGGAGACUUUCUAUGCAUUUGGAAGCGAGGAGGUCUGGGCUACUAAACCUCUGAUUGCUGGAGAAUCUUACACGGUGCAUGUGGAAGCUUGGGCCAACACCAGCGGAGAAUCACUUACUGAAUCCACGGCUGGCACAAAUCAUGUAUUUGCUGCUCAUCUUUCUGUUCGCAUCGGAUACCUCCAGCAGAUCCCAAGUCCCGAGGAGCUCAUUUCUGAGGCGAUUACACUAGCAGAUGAGAGCGCAGUAACUAUAGUUGUUUUGGGUCUCAACGAAGAGUGGGAAAGUGAAGGGUAUGAUCGAAAGAAUAUGGCUUUGCCAGGAAGUCAGGACAAAUUGGUCGAAGCUCUCAUCUCGAGUGUGCAAAGACCUCAAAGCCUCAUAUUCGUCAAUCAGUCAGGAUCGCCUGUGGAGCUUCCAUGGAUUGAAAAUGCAUCAACCUUUCUCCAAGCCUGGUAUGGAGGCCAGGAAGCUGGAAAUGCUCUGGCUGAUGUCUUACUUGGGAAUAUAAACCCCUCCGGUAGACUUCCAGUCACUUGGCCAAGGCGUUAUACAGACCUUCCCUUUUAUUGGAAUCAGGAAACAUGGCCAGGCAUUUCUGAAAUUGUCAAAUAUGAAGAAGCUACCGAAGUUGGCUACAGAUGGUACAUGAAUCACCCGGACGUGCCGCCUCUUUGGUGGUUGGGGUAUGGACUGAGCUAUACUUCGUUCUCAAGCACAUUUACUAGUGUUUGCGAUAUGGGGGAUUACUGGUCAGUCAGUGUACAGAUCAAAAACACAGGCGCGAUUGAGGGCGAGGAAGUAGUGCAGAUUUACAGCUGCCCGGUGGGCCAGACAAGGAAGACUAUCCUCGUUGGUUUCGAAAGAACGCCACUGUUAGAGCCGAGCCAAGACAUCACUAUUGGUGUUCCGGUUCAAAAACGGGAUGCUGCCCACUGGAUGGCUGGUAAAUGGGUCUUGGACGAGGGCAGGUACGUCUUUGGUCUUGGGAACGGGGUCAAAGAAGCGAUGAGUACAAUUAUAGAAGUUGAUGUUAGGAGCCGCUGUUGGUUGCCCUGGGAGUAG
Molecule: messenger RNA, 2604 nt
Organism: Penicillium nucicola
Lineage: Eukaryota; Fungi; Ascomycota; Eurotiomycetes; Eurotiales; Aspergillaceae
Product: beta-glucosidase
Exons: 3
Coding region: 1-2604 (867 amino acids)
Biological process (GO): glucan catabolic process
Molecular function (GO): beta-glucosidase activity
Source: RefSeq, a predicted model, not a curated record